CCCGAGGCCCGCCGGGAGCAGGCUCUUUGGGGCUGACCAGCGGCUGCUCUGAGUGGGAAGCGAGUGGUGCUGGCCUGAGCCUCCUUGUGGCUGAGAAGCGCCAUGGCCAGCAUCCUACCGGCCUGCCUGGCUGCUCUCCUGCUGCUGCCUCUGGCGGCCGCCAUGCACUCGGACUGCAUGUUCAAGCAGGAGCAGGCCCAGUGCCUGGAGAAGAUCCGGAAGGCCAACGAGCAGAUGGGCUUGAACGCCUCCUCCCUGGGCUGCCCAGGGAUGUGGGACAACAUCACGUGCUGGAAGCCCGCCCGCGUAGGCGAGAUAGUCCUGGUCAGCUGCCCCAAGUUCUUCCAGAUCUUCGAUCCGGACCAAGUCUGGGAGACAGAAACCAUCGGAGAGUUUGGUUUUGAAGACAUUAACUCCUUGGACUUGGCAGGCAUGAGGGUGGUGAGCCGGAACUGCACGAAGGACGGCUGGUCGGAGCCCUUCCCUCACUAUUUCGAAGCUUGUGGGUUUGAUGAAUAUAAUGAAUCUGAGUCUGGGGACCAGAAUUUCUACUACAUGUCGGUGAAGGCCCUGUACACAGUCGGCUACAGCACGUCCCUCGUCUCCCUCACCACGGCCAUGGUCAUCUUGUGUCGCUUCCGGAAGCUGCACUGCACCCGCAACUUCAUCCACAUGAACCUGUUCGCGUCCUUCAUGCUGAGGGCCAUCUCCGUCUUCAUCAAGGACUGGAUCCUGUACGAGGAGCAGGACAACAACCACUGCUUCAUCUCCACCGUGGAGUGCAAGGCCAUAAUGGUUUUCUUUCACUACUGCGUCGUGUCCAACUACUUCUGGCUGUUCAUCGAGGGCCUGUACCUCUUCACCCUGCUGGUGGAGACCUUCUUCCCUGAGAGGAGAUACUUCUACUGGUACACCAUGGUUGGCUGGGGGUCCCCAACCAUCUGUGUGUCGGUGUGGGCUGCGCUGAGGCUCUACUUUGACAACACAGGCUGCUGGGAUAUGAAUGACAGCACUCCUCUGUGGUGGGUGAUCAAAGGCCCUGUGGUUGGUUCCAUAAUGGUGAACUUUGGGCUCUUUGUGGGCAUCAUCUUCAUCCUCGUGCAGAAACUUCAGUCUCCGGACACAGGAGGCAACGAGUCCAGCAUCUACUUAACAAAUAUAAGCCUGGGAGUCCCCAAGAAAGCCCGAGAGGACCCCCUGCCUGUGCCCUCAGACCAGCAUUCACCCCCUUUCCUCAGCUGCGUGCAGAAAUGCUACUGCAGGCCAGAGCGGGCUCAGCAGCACUCUUGCAAGAUGUCAGAACUGUCCGCCAUUACUCUGCGGCUGGCGCGGUCCACCCUGCUGCUCAUCCCGCUGUUCGGGAUCCACUACACGAUCUUCGCCUUCUCCCCCGAGUACGUCAGCAAGAGGGAAAGGCUGGUGUUUGAGCUGGGCCUGGGCUCCUUCCAGGGCUUCGUGGUGGCUGUCCUCUACUGCUUCCUGAACGGGGAGGUGCAGGCGGAGAUCAAGCGGAAGUGGCGGAGCUGGAAGGUGAACCGCUACUUCGCCGUGGACUUCAAGCACCGGCACCCGUCCCUGGCCAGCAGCGGCGUGAACGGGGGCACCCAGCUCUCCAUCCUGAGCAAGAGCAGCUCCCAGAUCCGCAUGUCCGGCCUCCCGACCGACAACCUGGCCACCUGAGCCCUCUCCCCGCCGUCCCCGCCUCCACUCCAGGCCGGGCGCCCGGGCGCCGGCCACGCAUGUUGCCUCUUUUCUCCCUUCGGGCAGGCCCCGGGUUGGACGCCGGGCUCCCCGAGGGGGGAGGAGGAUGCAGGUGCAGAGGGUAUUCCGCCCCCCUUCUGAUUUUGGCGCUGGCCCCACCCACCACGGACCCCUGGGCCCUGCCCCCAGACGUGUAAAUACUCCUCUGACGUGGGAAAGUUGUACCAUCCCAGCCCCUUCGUCCAGCCCCUGCCCAUCCAGAGGG
This is a messenger RNA of Pipistrellus kuhlii (Kuhl's pipistrelle), 1966 nucleotides long. RefSeq names its product ADCYAP receptor type I (gene ADCYAP1R1). The transcript is spliced from 18 exons. Gene Ontology annotation, cellular component: plasma membrane; neuron projection. Gene Ontology annotation, biological process: cell surface receptor signaling pathway; adenylate cyclase-modulating G protein-coupled receptor signaling pathway. The coding region runs from base 103 to 1680 and encodes 525 amino acids. NCBI's taxonomy places the organism in Eukaryota, Metazoa, Chordata, Mammalia, Chiroptera, Vespertilionidae. Gene Ontology annotation, molecular function: vasoactive intestinal polypeptide receptor activity; peptide hormone binding; G protein-coupled peptide receptor activity. The record is from RefSeq and is a predicted model, not a curated record.